AUGGAUCCUCAGCCCCCUCCACCUGCCCAGGGCAGCCCGCCUCACCGUGGCCGAGGCCGGGGCCGUGGCCGAGGCCGUGGUCGUGGCCGAGGCCGUGGCCGAGGGGGCGCUGGAGCCCCUCGGGCCCCCCUGCCCUGCCCCAUCUGUGGCCGCCUCUUUCGCUUCCCCUACUACCUCUCCCGACACCGGCUGAGCCACUCAGGCCUCCGGCCCCACGCCUGCCCCCUGUGCCCCAAGGCCUUCCGACGGCCUGCCCACCUGUCCCGCCACCUGCGUGGCCACGGGCCCCAGCCUCCGCUGCGCUGUGCCGCCUGUCCCCGCACCUUCCCAGAGCCCGCCCAGCUCAGGCGCCACUUGGCCCAGGAGCAUGCAGGUGGCGAGGUCGAGCUGGCCAUCGAGAGGGUGGCCAAGGAGACGGCCGAAUCCAGCUGGGGCCCGCAGGAAGAGGGCGUGGAGCAGCCCACCACGGCAGCAGCGGGGGCUGCGGAGGAUGAGGCGGCGUGGCCCCCGACGUGGCCCACUGCGGAGCCAGCUGCGCGGGCGGCUCCCCCGAGCGCCGAGCCCCGGGAGUCAGAGGAGGAGGAGGCCGAGGCAGGGGCAGCGGAGUUGAGGGCCGAGUUGGCGCUGGCGGCCAGAAGGCAGGAGGAGAAGCAGGUCUUGCUCCAGGCCGACUGGACGCUGCUGUGCCUCCGCUGCCGCGAAGCCUUCGCCACCAAGGGUGAGCUCAAAGCGCACCCGUGUCUGCGCCCAGAGGGCGAACAGGAGGGCGAAGGGGGGCCCCCGCCACGCCCCAAGCGACACCAGUGCUCCAUCUGCCUCAAGGCCUUCGCCAGGCCCUGGUCCCUGUCCCGCCACCGGCUGGUCCACUCCACCAACCGCCCUUUUGUGUGCCCAGACUGCGGCCUGGCUUUCCGCCUGGCCUCCUACCUCCGCCAGCACCGCCGCGUCCACGGUCCGCUCAGCCUGCUGGCCCCGCUGCCCACAGCCGGGAAGAAGGACGACAAGGCCUCGGCUGGACGGAACUCAGGGAAGGGGCCGGAGGGGGGCGAAGGGGCGGCAUGCGGGGGUGGCUCGGAAGCAGGAGGAGGGCAGAAUGGAGGGGAUGCUGCCCCGGCCCGGCCCCCCGCCGGGGAACCUCGCUUCUGGUGUCCCGAGUGCGGUAAAGGUUUCCGGCGUCGGGCACACCUGCGGCAGCACGGGGUGACCCACUCGGGGGCACGUCCCUUCCAGUGUGUGCGCUGCCAGCGGGAGUUCAAGCGGCUGGCAGACCUGGCUCGCCACGCGCAGGUCCACGCCGGGGGCCCGGCCCCGCACCCGUGCCCGCACUGCCCGCGGCGCUUCUCGCGCGCCUACAGCCUCCUGCGCCACCAGCGCUGCCAUCGAGCCGAGCUGGAGAGGGCCGCCGCGGAGAGGGCCGCCGCGUUGCAGGCGCUCCAGGCCCAGGCCCCUCCGUCACCACCGCUGCCUCCACCGCCCCCGAAGGCUGAGCAGGAAGAAGGGGUCCAGUUGCCCAUCGUACGCAUCAAGGAAGAGCCGCCCUCCCCAGGGACCCCACCCCAGUCCCCGCCUGUCCCCCCUGUCUUCCUCAGCGCCUCCUGUUUCGACAGCCAAGACCACUCAGCCUUCGAGAUGGAGGAAGAAGAGGUAGACAGCAAAGCUCACCUGCGCGGCUUGGGAGGCCUGGCCUCCUGACCCUCACACCCACCCUCCGCCGCUCCAUUUGAGCUCCCCGGUUUGCAAUAUGUAGGAGGGAAGUUGAAGGAGAGGCACCUCCUCUGUCUACCCGCCCCUCCCCUUCAAGCCCUUGACACUAAGGAGAGGGGAGCCCUGGACCACCCCUCCCUCCCCAUGACCCACCCCCAGACCCCUGAUGCUGGUUAGGAACCUCUCACCCCAACAUGUGUCUUAAGGCAGGACGACUUGGAAAAGGAGGCGGAGGACAAUUGGCCAGAGGGAUGGAGACUGGUAGGGACGCCCCUGCCUUCCUAUUCCCCCAUUAUACACACUGGACAUCACCACCUCUUUGGAACUGCCAGACCCUGGGGGUCCCCAGUGAGCAAAGGUCUGUCUUCGUCCCUUUGUCUGUCUAUGAAUAAAUGUGAGUUCGUGAAAUCCAA
Messenger RNA from Galeopterus variegatus (Sunda flying lemur), 2117 nucleotides. It is a transcript of the gene ZNF579, whose product is annotated as zinc finger protein 579. Lineage: Eukaryota; Metazoa; Chordata; Mammalia; Dermoptera; Cynocephalidae. Bases 1 to 1692 code for a protein of 563 amino acids. The transcript has a single exon. The record is from RefSeq and is a predicted model, not a curated record.